GACGUUUCACAUUUAAAUUUGAAAACGUACGGAAUUAUUCAAUUAGAAUUUGUCCAAUUCGAACAACAUCGAAAGAAUUUCAUUUCUUAUUUGAAAAUAAAAAGGGAGUAACUGAAAGAUUGAUUUAUUAAAAUGUCUAUUGAAAAAUCACAGGGAGAAGAGAGAUCUGAACUGGUGAUCAAACAUCCCUUGGAAUAUAAAUGGUGUUUUUGGUAUUAUAAAAACGAUAAAUUUAAACUUUGGGAAGAAAAUCUGAUAAAAAUCGCUUCGUUCGAUACCGUGGAAGACUUUUGGGCUCUUUAUAAUCAUAUCGAACGACCCAGUAAAUUAUCAACGGGAUGCGAUUAUGCUGUUUUUAAAGAAGGAAUUAAGCCAAUGUGGGAAGACGAAAAAAAUCAAGCAGGAGGAAGAUGGGUCGUUAACGUAGCGAAACAUUUGAGGACCACCGAUUUAGAUAAUUAUUGGUUAGAAACUUUAUUGUGUAUGAUUGGAGAAAUGUUCGAUGAUUACAAUGAUGAAAUAUGUGGAGUAGUUGUACAGAUUAGAGCAAGAGUGGAUAGAAUUGGAUUAUGGACUUCCAAUAUCGAAAACAAGGAAAAAAUUAUCAGAAUUGGAAGGAAGCUGAAAGAAACGUUGUACAAUCGUCGAAGUAUUAUAGGAUAUGAGGCUCAUGUUGAUACUUGGACCAAGAAAGGAUCUAUGGCAAAAUACCGAUAUGAAGUUUAAUAUUAGAGUGAAAUGUUUCAAGAAAAAAAAUAUAUUUAUUUAAGUUAUUUUUAAUUUGUUCUUUCUAAUUUUACCACAAAUAAAAUAUAUUUUUUAAGGAAUGUAAUAACUAUAUAAGAAAUAUAAAGUUUACCUAAAUAUUUAU
Molecule: messenger RNA, 871 nt
Organism: Centruroides sculpturatus (bark scorpion)
Lineage: Eukaryota; Metazoa; Arthropoda; Arachnida; Scorpiones; Buthidae
Product: eukaryotic translation initiation factor 4E-like
Exons: 7
Coding region: 133-726 (197 amino acids)
Biological process (GO): translational initiation
Cellular component (GO): cytoplasm; eukaryotic translation initiation factor 4F complex
Molecular function (GO): RNA 7-methylguanosine cap binding; translation initiation factor activity
Source: RefSeq, a predicted model, not a curated record